AUGGAGCCUGAAGACCUGCCGUGGCCGGGCGAGCUGGAGGAGGAGGAGGAAGAGGGGGAGAAGGAAGAGGAGGAGGAAGAAAAGGCGGUGGGAGACAUCGUUGCAGUGGACGAAGACUAUGUAGUGGAGGAAGACCAUGCGGAGGCGGAGGACGGAGCGGUGGUGGAGGACGAAGCGGUGGUAGCGGACAUAGCGGCGGAGGUCGAGCCCGCGGAGGUCGAACAGGCGGAGGUCGAGCCGGCGGAGGUAGCGGAGCAGGAGGACUCAGUGAAGUCGGACGAGACCGUGCUGGUGGAGGAGGUGGAGGAAGAGGCCAGGCCGGAGUUGAACGUGGAUUUCGACUUCGAGUUCCAGUCUCGUGAGAGUAUCGACGACGAGGAGGAGGACGAGGAGGCCAAGGCCUGGCUGCAGGCGCCCCCCGAAGCGAGUUUCUCUCUGCCCCCGCCCCCGCGGCACAGCUACCUGACGGGCGAGCGGACCAGCAGGGAGAAGAUUGUUCCACUGACCUGUAAUAUAUGGCAACAGCCAUUAUAUCAAGGCAAUGUUAGAACACAAAGUUCUGAUACCAGUUUUGUCUCAUUGGAAACAACAAGCCAGUGGAGUUCUGAGGAUGAUCAGAGAAUGGAAUCUUGGCAUGGUCUUCUACAAGAAAAAAAGUCUUCUCCUCAAAGCUUGGAUACAUCCCAGACCAGGAUUAAUUUGAAAGCAGAAAGAUCUAAAGUGACCGAGUCUUCCUUUUUGGAAGAAGGUGUGUUGACCCAAUCAGAAGGCCAAGUGAAGAAAUUGAGCUCUCCACUGCUAGUAAUACAGGAUGACUUUGCUACUCCUGAUUUGCCUUUGCUGACAUGUUUGACACAAGACCAGGAGUUUGGGCCUGAUUCCUUAUUUCACCAAAGUGAACUAGAUUUUGCACCUCUGAGAGGCAUUCCUGAUAAAUCUGAAGAUAUUGAAUGGUUUUCUCGACCAUCAGAAGUUAGUGAAGCUUUGCUCCAGGCUACUUCAGAAGCAUCUUCAGAUUUGGUUAACAGUUGCUUUAGUGUAUCUCAGUAUCCUCUUUUAAGUAGCACAAAUAUUGGGUCUCAGCACUCUUGUUUAUCUCCUGAACAAAAGAGUGAAGAAUAUGUUGUUAAUGACCUAAAAACUCCCAAAGAAGUUGACAGUUACAAUGUUCUUUGUUCAUGUAUGUCAUGGAAUCUAGGAAAAGAUACAAAGCAGUCAGAAAACAAUUUAGCUGAUAAAGAUCAAGUUUCAGUUUCAACUUUAUCUGCCAUUAGUGAUGACAACAUAGCUACUAAGUCAAAUGACAGUUUUGAUGCUUCUUCUGAACAUGUGCAGUGUUGGAAAGAGGAAGCUUUGCAGCAAGCAGAAACGUGUCUAAACAGUACAGACAACAUUUGUUUUCCACAAGAAGUUGCUACUCCUCCUCAUAGUAAAAGGUCAUAUUCUUUUCUGCGAUGUUUAUUGGAAAGACGAGGAAAAAAGGAGGCCCCUUUGGACCCUGAAAAUCAUUAUUUUGAGAAUGUUGAUUUAAGAGUUCCAGCUGAGAAUGAGGUGAAACAAAAGAUGGAUUUUUUGGAGGGAUAUGAAGGAAAUGAAGAUCUGCAGAAAGAGUUGUCCCGAUAUUUUGAACAAAAUGAGAGUAGAAGUAAUUUGGCAUCUUCAGAGGUACAUCCCACAUCUCCAGAGAUGAAUUAUGCUGAGAAUGUUGUAGUUGUGGAUAAUUCUGUACGGUUUUCAGAAGCUCAUAUACUCUCCAGGGGACAUGAUAUCUCUAAGACAGAAGCUUCUAGUGGUUCUCUUCAGACAGUUGAAGUCCAGUUGGAUGAGACAUCAGAGCCACUGUAUUUUGAAGAGGAAAGAAACCAAAAGGCAACUUCUAUUUUUGAGGACCUGCAUGGGAAGGCUAAGUCUGACGUGAUUACUCUGGAUGGUGACAGUAAAUGCCGUAGCCUUGAUGAACAUGCUGUUGUGUGCUGUGAAAAAGUUGAACUACAAGGAAAAACAUGUGAUCAAUAUAAUUUAGCUACUAGUGAGUAUGUUGAGCUAGCAACUUUAGAGAACUUGCUUGAUGAUCUUUGUGAGAGCUCCUUGAAUUGGCAGCCUACUUUACAAUCAUCAUCUAAGGAGAACAAACUUGUAAGUCAUUCUAAUUUGUGCAUUAAUCAGUCCUUUUCAUCUACAUUGCCUUCAUUUGCUCCAUAUGAGCCAACUAGAGACUCGGAACAUCAUUCUUCAAAUCUGAGAAUGUUGAGGGUAUCGCCUGACACUGUAACAAAGAUUGUAGCCUGGAAGCUAAAGUUGAAUUUAGCACAUGAUUAUGGAUACCCCAUUUCAGAAUUAAAUGAAGAUGACAGAAGGAAAGUAGAAGAGAUCAAAGCAAAAUUGUUUUGUGAAGGGAGAACAGCCGACUUCUCAGAGAGUCCACGAGGAAUAGGAUGUCCACCUGAGUCUGUAUGCAGUCACAUUAUUAUUGAGAGCCAUGAAAAAGGAUGUUUCAGGACUGUGUCUACUCAACCACCACAAGUGAACAGCCACCCUUGUGUUUCUAGAUCUGUUGAACCCUCAGAAGUGAUAAGAGGACGACGGAGCCCAGCACCCUGGAGAAACAGACACAUCAACUUUUCUAAAUCACUAGAUCAGAACAACCCCCAUCUCAAAGUUUGGAAUUCCUUGCAGUUACAAAGUCAUCCCCCUUUUCAAAACCUUAUGCAUGAUGACUUCAAAAUUAGCAAGAGUUUUGGAGUGCCAUUCCGUGAAAACAUAGAUCCUUGGUUGUCAGAGAUAGAACCAGCUUUUGUGCCACCUAAGGAAGUGGAUUUUCAUUCUUCACCACAAAUACUGCCCUCAGAACCCAUGAAACAGAAACAGUUUACUACUUCCAUCACUUUUUCAUCUCACCGACAUUCUAAAUGCAUUUCAGAUUCCUCUGUUUUUAAGGUUGGUGUUACUCAAGGUAGCCAGUAUACUGGAGCACCUGUGGGGGUAUUUAAUUCACAUGUCAUUGAAGAGCAAAUUUCUCCUAGAGAUCUUAAACAGAAAGCCUCUUCCCCUUCAUCAAUUAAAAAACUUAGUUAUUUACCAGAUAGAGAAAUGACUAUUUUAGCAGAAGGGAGUAGGCAAAGCCAAACAUUACCUGUUGAUUCUGAGCAUUCUCACCAAGAAGAAAAACUCUUAGAAAGAUCAGGUUUUAAAGUCAGUCAUUCUGAGCCCAGAAAUGGUACCAAUUCCAAGGAAGUUCAGCUUUCUGAUAACAAUACUCUAAUUAGCAUGGACAGACCGACUCCAGAUCUUCCUUCGCACAUUUUUCUUGAACAACGAGAGCUCUUUGAACAAAGUAAAUCUCCACAUACAGAUCACUCUGUGAGAAAACACCAUUCUCCCCCUUGUCUAAACCUUCCUCCUUGCAUUUUUCUUGAACAAAAAGAACUCUAUGAACAAAGCAAAGUCCCACAUGUAGAUCAUGAGAUGAGAAAAAGCCAUACUCCCCUUCCUCAAUGUCAGGAUUCUGUAGCUUCAGACCUUCAUUCUCCUAUUUGUUUUGAACAACAUCAGAGCAAAGCCCCAGGUGUAGAUGCCCACCAUUUCCUUUUUUCGCAAGGUCAGGAUUGUGUGGUAGAAAAGACUCAACAUAGACCUAACUCACCCAUUUCUAAUUUGAUAAAUGUUGAAGCCAAGUUCAAUAAUGUGAUAUCCCAGUCGGCCCCCGAUUACUGUCAAUUAGAAACAUCUGCAUCUACUCCACCAUCAAAUAGAAAAGCACUUUCAUGUAUUCGUAUAACUCUUAGUCCCAAGACUCCUUCCAAGUUGGAUAGUGGAACCUUAGAUAAAAGGUUUCACCUAUUGGAUCCUGCUUCUAAAACAAGGAUGAAUAGUGAGUUUAAUCGUGACCUACAAUAUAAAUCUUCGGAAUCAUUGGAAGCAACCUCCAAAUUAUUGACCAGUAAACCUCUAGCACAGGAUCAAGAAUAUGUAGGUUUUCUAGGACCUAAAACUCCUCCGGACUUGCAAGCUGUACAAUCUCCUUUUCCAGAUAGUAAGACUAUUAUUCAGGACUUGAAAAACUUACCUUCUCAGAAUAGCCAGAUAGUUACCUCAAGGCAAACACAAGUGAACAUUUCAGAUUUGGAAGGAUAUUCCAAACCAGAGGAGACUCCAGUAUCAGCAGAUGGUUCACGAGAACAGAGUAAGCCUCAUUUUUCGGCCUCCUCUGGCAAAUUAUCAUCUGAUGCUGUCACUCAGAUAACAACAGAAAGUCCAGAAAAGACCAUGUUUUCAUCUGAGAUUUUUAUUAAUGCUGGCGACUGUGAAGAACCCAGUACCUCAAAGCCACACACAGUUCCUGUGAAGUUUGCUUCAUCAUCUUCAGUGCAACAGAUUAGUCCUUCACAUGGUGUAGAUGCUCAGCCUGUACUUUUGCCAUACAAGCCAGCUGGUAGUCAGAAGAUGUACUAUGUUCCACAAUUAGAAGCAAUUCCUUCAUUUCCAGAUUGCAAAUCAUCAGACACUACCCUUGAGAGCUCACAUUCAGGAUCCAAUGAUGCUAUUGCUCCAGACUUUCCAGCUCAAGUGCUAGGCACAAGGGAUGAUAACCCCCCAGACACCGUAAAUAUUAAACAUGAAGAAGGGAUCUACAGUAAAAGAGCAGUAACUAAGGCAUCCUUCUUGGUUGGAAAAAAGCCCUUUCAGAAAGGUGAUGCAGAAGCUCCAAUUCAAGUGCCAGAGAUUCUCUCAGGUAAACAUAAAGAAGAGAUAUUUAGUCAAAGGGUUGUGACUAAGAUUGCCUGGCCUGAAGGAAGUGAAUGUUUGCAGAAAGACACUGAAGAUUCUAGUGAGACAAAUACUGCUGAGGACUCAGCUCAAAUACAAGACAAGAAGAUUGAGAACCUACCAGAAACUAAAGCCUUUGAACAGAAAGAGGAAAUCCAUAUUAAAAGGACUGUUUGUAAGGAAACCAGGCCGAAAGAGAAAGAAUCCUUACAAAUAGAUAUUUCAGAAUCCAAGUGUCAUUCAGAAUUUGAAAAUACUACUCAUUCUGUCUUCAGAUCAGCCAAAUUUUACUUUCAUCAUCCAGUGCAUCUACCAAAUGAUCAAGACUUUUGUCAUGAGUCUUUGGGAAAGAGUACUCUUAUGAGGCAUUCUUGGAAAGAUUUCUUUCAGCAUCAUUCAAACAAACUUAGAGAGCCGACUUGUCUUCCUCUUUCUUAUCAAAGUGUGGACAAGACUAAGAUGGAUUACUCCAGAGGAAAGAGCCUCAGCAUCAAUAUGAAUUUGGGAGACAAUGAAGAGGCACAUGCUUCUAAAAGUCAGGCCAGAGAUAAUCUGAAAAAUAAAAGACAAAUAAAUGAUCCAAAAAAGGACCAUAAAGUUACCACAGAACUAACAACACAACCCACUACAAGUUUGAAUGAACUUUGGAACAAGUACCAGGAGCGACAGAAGCAACAGAAACCACUUGAUGUCAGUGACAAGAAAGAACUGUCUUUGAUAGAGCGUCUUGAUCGCCUGGCUAAACUUCUUCAGAAUCCCAUCACACAUUCUCUUCAGGUCUCAGAAAGUACACUAGAUGAUAGCAGAGGGGAACGAGACUUUAAGGAAUGGAAUAAUAAACAGCAGAAAAAAAAACUUCAGAAGCAGAAGCGCUAUAGAAGUCUAGAAAAAGGCCAUAAAAACAUAGGUGAUCUUAAAAAAAGCAAGGUAGCUUCUCAUCAAACUGGGAAGUCUAAUCAGAUUAAGAUUGAACAGAUUAAAUUUGAUAAAUAUAUUCUGAAAAAACAACCCUAUUUAAAUUAUAUCAGCAACACUUCUUCAGAUUCUAGGCCUUCAGAGGAAAGUGAGCUACUCACAGAUACUACCACCAACAUUCUUUCUACCACCACUUCUCCUCGUGACUCAGAUAUAUUAACCCAAACAGACAGAGAGGUUACUUUGCAUGAAAGAAGUAGCUCCAUUUCCACAAUUGACACUGCAAGACUGAUUCAAGCUUUUGGCCAUGAAAGAGUAUGUUUGUCACCCAGGCAAAUUAAGUUAUAUAGCAGCAUCACCAACCAACAGAGGAGAUACCUUGAGAAGCGUUGCAAGCAUACCAAGAAAGCAUUGAACAUAAGUCAUCCCCAAAUGACUUCUGAGCACACCAGAAGGAAGCACAUCCAGAUGGCAAACCACAGGAUUUCUUCUGACUCUGUUGCAUCUGCCAGUAGUUGCUUGAGCUUGGAGUCUACUCUUUGCACUGAGCAAAUAGUGCCCAUGUUCAACAAAGGCAUCCAAGCAGGUAACUUGGAGAUUUUGGAUGGUGUCAAAAAACAUACUCGUGAUGUUGGAGUGACUUUCCCAACUCCAUGUUCUAGUGAAGCCAGAUUAGAAGAGGAGAGUGAUGAGACUUCUGUGUCAGAAGAAAUAAUCAAAGAGAAAACACUCUUUGCCAGUCCUCUUGAAGACAAAAAGUUAAAGAGUAAGCAGAAUUCCUAUGAAGGAGUUUCCUGGUUUGUUCCUGUGGAAAAUGUGAAGCCUGCAACUAAGAAAGAAAACUGUCCUAAGAGUUAUGGUCCUGGUAUCUCCUGGUUUGAGCCAAUGUCCAGAACCAAACCUUGGAGAGAGCCACUGCGAGAACAGAACUGGCAGAAGCAGUGCAUGGUUGGUUGGGGAUUACAGCCGGGCCCAGGAGGAGAUGUUGGCCAAGAGCAACUGACGCCAUUCGUGAGGACAACUCUGCAGGAAUCACUUCAGCUUCACAGACCUGACUUCAUCUCUCGCUCUGGAGAGCGGGUUAAGCGCCUCAAGUUAAUAGUCCAGGAAAGGAAGCUGCAGAAUGUGUUUCAGAGUGAGCGGAAUGCGCUGUUCAAUGCCAUGCACCCCCUGCCUAAGAGAGUUCUUAGGAUAGUCCAGAAGAACAAACCUAUUGGGAGGAAGGAAAUGAUUCAGAGGUCUAAACGGAUUUAUGAGCAGCUUCCAGAAGUACAGAAAAAGAGAGAAGAAGAGAAGAGGAAAUCAGAAUAUAAGUCCAACCGGCUGCGAGCUCAGCUCUUCAGAAAGAAAUUGACCAGUCAACUCCUGGGAAGAAAAGUUCCAUGGGAUUAAUGUAAGAUUAUUUUCUCAGAGUCUUGGAGUUUUUUUUUUAUGAACCCGGAGGAACAUAGUCCUUAUUUUUAUGGAUCUGGUUUAAUAAAGCUUAUUCUUUGUGUUCUG
This is a messenger RNA of Dipodomys ordii (Ord's kangaroo rat), 7182 nucleotides long. It is a transcript of the gene Alms1, whose product is annotated as Alstrom syndrome protein 1. Gene Ontology annotation, biological process: regulation of centriole replication. The coding region runs from base 1 to 7074 and encodes 2357 amino acids. The record is from RefSeq and is a predicted model, not a curated record. Lineage: Eukaryota; Metazoa; Chordata; Mammalia; Rodentia; Heteromyidae. The transcript is spliced from 25 exons. Gene Ontology annotation, cellular component: centrosome; cytosol; centriole.